Arachis stenosperma is the source of this 1365-nucleotide messenger RNA. RefSeq names its product putative 12-oxophytodienoate reductase-like protein 1. The record is from RefSeq and is a predicted model, not a curated record. The transcript is spliced from 5 exons. The coding region runs from base 5 to 1147 and encodes 380 amino acids. NCBI's taxonomy places the organism in Eukaryota, Viridiplantae, Streptophyta, Magnoliopsida, Fabales, Fabaceae. Gene Ontology annotation, molecular function: oxidoreductase activity; FMN binding.
CAUUAUGGUAUCAUUAGAAGAAGAGAAUGAGACUGUGAAGCAGAGAAUCACACAAGGGAUGCCACUGCUCACUCCAUACAACAUGGGAAGAUUCAAUCUCUCUCACAGGGUAGUUUUAGCACCAUUAACAAGAACAAGGUCCUACAACUUUGUGGCUCAGCCGCAUGCUGCUCUUUACUAUUCUCAAAGAACGACGAAAGGUGGCUUUUUGAUUGGAGAAGCUUCGGGAAUAUCAGAAACUGCACAAGGGUACCCAAAUACUCCCGGCAUUUGGACAAGAGAGCAGGUGGAAGCAUGGAAACCAAUAGUGAAAGCCGUUCAUGAGAAAGGAGGAAUAUUCUUUUGCCAACUAUGGCAUGCUGGAAGAGUCUCCAAUUAUGGUUACCAGCCAAAUGGGGAGGCCCCAAUUUCAUGCACAGACAAAGCUAUUCAAAAGGAGGGAUUCAGCAGGUACCCACCUCCUCGCCGCCUUAGAACUGAUGAGAUCCCUCACAUUGUCAAUCACUUCGUAGUGGCAGCCAGAAAUGCCAUGGAAGCUGGUUUUGAUGGGGUAGAGAUACAUGGAGCGAAUGGGUACUUGCUUGAUCAGUUUUUAAAGGACAAGGUCAACGACAGAGAUGACGAGUACGGAGGAACCUUAGAAAAUCGUUGUCGGUUCCCACUGCAAGUGGCGGAGGAAGUAGCCAAAGAGAUCGGAGCUGACAAGGUUGGUUUUAGGCUCUCCCCAUUUUCAGAUUACUGCGACUGUGGGGACUCUGACCCACUAGCAUUGGGCAUCCACAUGGCCAAGUCACUGGGCCAAUUGGACAUACUUUAUUGCCACGUCAUUGAGCCCAGGAUGGUCACAAUGCUUGAAAAGUCUGACACCGCAAAGGAGUCGCUUUUGCCGAUUAGAAAGGCCUUCAACGGAACCUUCAUUGUUGCUGGUGGCUACAAUAGGAGUGAUGGGAACAAGGUCUUAGCAAGUGGUGGUGCUGAUUUGGUGGCGUAUGGACGCCUCUUCUUGGCAAACCCUGAUUUGCCAAAGAGGUUUGAAUUUGAUGCUGAAUUGAAUAAGGCUGAUAGAAGCACUUUCUACACACAUGAUCCUGUGGUUGGAUACACUGACUAUCCAUUUCUUGAAGAUCAUCAACCAAACGGAAAGUAGAUGUUAAUUACAAUUGUUAAAGGAUGGGAUUCGGAAUUGGGCAAAAAAUGUAUCUGCUAAGUUACUAAGAGCAUGUAUCAAUUUUAUGUUUUGACAAUAUUAAGCUAUGGAUAAUAAAGUAGGUUCAUGGGUGAAGUGAAGAAAUGUAGCGACUUCGGAUCCUACAGGUGUUAUUUGCGUGGAAACUCCCAGUAAUAAGAAUCUAUUGUUCACUUGUU